This is a messenger RNA of Otolemur garnettii (small-eared galago), 3255 nucleotides long. RefSeq names its product ectonucleotide pyrophosphatase/phosphodiesterase 6 (gene ENPP6). The record is from RefSeq and is a predicted model, not a curated record. The coding region runs from base 115 to 1440 and encodes 441 amino acids. NCBI's taxonomy places the organism in Eukaryota, Metazoa, Chordata, Mammalia, Primates, Galagidae. The transcript is spliced from 8 exons.
GUUUGGCUCAGGGAAGCCAGCGGCUCAAGGUCCAGCCCCGGGAAAAGAGAGGAGUUGCAGACUCUCCAUCCUCAGUGUCAGCAGUGCAGCAGGCUCCCUCGGGCUCCUGGCAGCAUGGCAGUGAAGCUCGGGGCCCUCUUGCUGGCCCUGGCCCUGGGCCUGGCCCAGCCGGCCUGUGCCCACCGCAAGGUGCUGCUGCUUCUGCUCGAUGGCUUCCGCUCCGACUACAUUAGUGAUGAGGCCCUGGAGUCGCUGCCCGGUUUCACAGAGAUUGUGAGCAGGGGAGUGAAAGUGGAUUAUCUGACCCCAGAUUUCCCCAGUCUCUCAUAUCCCAAUUACUACACCCUCAUGACAGGCCGCCAUUGUGAGGUGCACCAGAUGGUCGGGAACCACAUGUGGGAUGCCAGCACCAACACGUCCUUUGAGAUCGGUGUCAACAGGGAGAGUCUGAUGCCUCUCUGGUGGAACGGGUCAGAGCCUCUGUGGGUCACUCUGACCAAAGCCAAGAGGAAGGUCUACAUGUACUACUGGCCAGGCUGUGAGGUUGAGAUUCUUGGUGUCAGACCUACUUACUGCCUAGAAUAUAAAAAUGUCCCAACGGAUAUCAAUUUUGCCAACGCUGUCAGUGAUGCUCUUGACUCAUUCAAGAGUGGCCGUGCUGACCUGGCAGCCAUAUACCAUGAGCGCAUUGAUGUGGAAGGCCACCACUACGGCCCUUCAUCUCCUCAGAGAGAGGAUGCCCUCAAGGCUGUGGACACAGUUCUGAAGUACAUGACCACGUGGAUCCAGGACCGGGGCCUGCAGGACAACCUGAAUGUCCUCAUUUUCUCAGACCAUGGAAUGACAGACAUCUUCUGGAUGGACAAAGUGAUUGAGCUGAACAAGUACAUCAGCCUCGACGACCUACAGCAAGUGAAGGACCGUGGGCCUGUCGUGAGCCUCUGGCCGGCCCCUGGGAGACACUCUGAGGUAUAUAACAAGCUGAGCACCGUGGCUCACAUGACCGUGUACGAGAAGGAAGCCAUACCAAGCAGGUUCCACUACAAGAAAGGGAAAUUUGUCUCUCCUUUGACGUUAGUGGCUGACGAAGGCUGGUUCAUCACUGAGGAUCGGGAGAUGCUUCCAUUUUGGAUGAACAGCACUGGCAAGCAGGAAGGCUGGCAGCGCGGGUGGCACGGGUAUGACAACGAGCUCAUGGAUAUGCGUGGCAUUUUCCUGGCCUUCGGACCUGAUUUCAAGUCCAACUUCAGAGCCGCUCCGAUCAGGUCGGUGGACGUCUACAAUGUCAUGUGCCAUGUGGCAGGCAUUGCCCCCCUACCCAACAACGGGUCCUGGUCCCGGGUGCUGUGCAUGCUGAAGGGCCCGGCCAGCGACGCCCCGCCAGGCCUACCGAGCAGCUGCUGCGUGCUGGCCCUGAUUCUGCUCCUACUGUUUGCAUAACUGAGCACUGCUUGUCCCAAAACACUGUCAGAAAGUCUGCCUCCAAAGUGGAAUGAUUUUCAUUUUCUGUGUGAAUAAUAGCUUAAUUAACACAAUCAAGGCCAUAAAAAUCAAAAAUACAUUAUUUUUGGAUGAUUCCAUGCAUAAAAGUCCCCACUUCUUUAAGAAAAAACAUUGUUUUUCCCAGAAGGAGGAAAAAUCCUAGCCUUUCAUUUGUUCAGCUAAUUUUUCCCUUUCUUUUCAUAUAGUUACUCAGGAUGAACUGUCUGAGCAGAGGCCUGCUCCUGCAGCAGCCUCCCUGAGAGGACGUUGCAUGGUCAUUCUGGGCCCCUCUCUGUCCUGCCUUGUACAAAGUGGCCCUCAGGCCUCAUACCUGUUCCCUGUCCACUCUCAGGAGCAGUCCUCAGGGUCUGUGGCCAUAAUCUUGGACUGUGAGAGCAAAAGUUACUGUUUGUUUCUGAUCCAGAUUGUGGAAUUUUUUUCACCGCAUACAAAGUCCCAGAAAGGAUGUUAUCUUAGCAUGAAUCACCACCAAUCAAACAAAAAAAAAUCAUUAAGCAUUGAAGAAUUCAUAAAACAAGGAGAAUGAAAGAUGUGGGUCCCCCUCCCAAAGUCUGAGUGUACAGAAGCCUCCAAUGGACGCGGCCUUCACCUUGCAUGGUACACCACGGUCCAAAGCAUGCGGACAGAUGGAUAACUUGUUUGCCCGCCCGCCCAUCUGCCUGUGUGGGGUGUCCCCAGCCAGUGCCACACUUUGGCUCUGGAAUCAGGGACAUCUGACAUGUCAUUACAGGCCCAGAAAGGGGUGUCUCACUGAUGGGAAUAUGGAUGUGGCAGCAGGCUCUCAGGUCCUUGCUUGGAACGGUGAUACAUUAAACACUGGUUUUACACACCGGUAGUCCUGAGGCAAGGCCUGCUGAACCAUGGCUGAGUCUUCCAGUGACACAGAAUUCCUAAAAAAUGGUGCUGGGUGGUGGGAACCGGGUCUUGGUUCUAACUAACCAGGCAUUUUUGAUGAUCAGGAAAAAAGUCUGGUCACUAUGCCACCUCAGAGACCCAAGUUCUUUAGAAACCCUUGAGGAGAAGCACUGAGCCUGCGUUGGAAUAGUUGAGUUUAGUCACCUAAGUCUGCUGUGAGAGGAUUCGUACAACAAGGGACAACUGCAAUUUCAGGUGACAAGCCAUCUAUACCAGAUGUUCAUAAAGUUUGUGUGCAACUUACUACAUUAACCUAUUCUAAAUUGCACAGAGACUUUAGGGGCACCCUGUAUACAUGUUUCCUGCUGUUGCCCUGAAGACAAGUCCACCCUACAUGAGGCACAGCCCCAAGUGAGAUUUUUUGUCAGGAAAAGGCAACACCCCAGGUCUCCUCAGAUGAUGAAGACUUUAUGUCGUGUUUUACCUUCAAAAAAUGAUUCAGCAGUGACAACAAAGGAUCACUGCUUACCAAUACUGAAUUUACCUGCUCAAAAGAGUUCUAAGGACUUAUGUAAUGUGUUUUUAAGGCUCCAGAAAACCGUCGAAUCAGUUGGAAAGAAGGCAAAUCAGCCUUUGUUAUUGGGCUGAAAGCAAAUCAGUACUUUCAAAACAUGGGCAGUAGUUGUUGAAAAAGACAUCUAUUGCUCAAAGUUUCUUUUUCCUUGAAGGAUAGUGUCCCAGUAAGUCUGGUGGGGUCCACUUUUCCUCCCUUGUGAGGGAUGAAUCCCUGAGAGAUAGCCAAGUGAUUACAUUAAAAGUGAAUCAGCAAAAUCAAAUCCAGAGGGCGCUAACUCUUGAUUUCUCUCUCUCUUCUUUCUUUCUUUCUUUGAUUCAGAG